Mugil cephalus (flathead mullet) is the source of this 4847-nucleotide messenger RNA. Its product is annotated as Na(+)/H(+) exchanger beta-like. Gene Ontology annotation, cellular component: membrane. Gene Ontology annotation, molecular function: sodium:proton antiporter activity. The transcript has 12 exons. NCBI's taxonomy places the organism in Eukaryota, Metazoa, Chordata, Actinopteri, Mugiliformes, Mugilidae. The record is from RefSeq and is a predicted model, not a curated record. Gene Ontology annotation, biological process: sodium ion transport; proton transmembrane transport; regulation of pH. Bases 680 to 2995 code for a protein of 771 amino acids.
UCUAUCUAUCUAUCUAUCUAUCUAUCUAUCUAUCUAUCUAUCUAUCUAUCUAUCUAUCUAUCUAUCUAUCUAAAAAAGAAGAAUGUGUUGCACUUGAUAUUGUUAUUAAAGAGCUGAUUCUUUUUUUUAAAAAAAAGAAGAAUUUCACCCCACGUCAUAAGGUAUUUUGUGCGUCAUUAUUAUAAAUAUAUAUAAUUUGUAUUUUUAUGUAAAAUAAGGAGUUAUAGGUGCAAUUUUCGCUUUCUAAACGUUAUUUCCUGUGGGGUGGGGUGGGGUUGGGGGGUCUUUGGUCCUCCACUCCAGCAGAUGUCUCCUGACCUCGGAGCUGCUGCCGAAGAAGAAGAAAGUGAUGGAAAAAUUUCUGUCUGGUGGAUGUUAAGUUGUCUCGUUUUGAGGAGGGGGGAGAGCAGCUUUCAAACCAGCCGGAGUAGAGGAUGUUUGCAGCUGAGAGGAGCCCGUUUGUCUGCGGCACAGACCUCCGUCUGUCAUCCGACUAUGCGCAAUUUCAACAUGCGCGGAGAGCCCGUGCGUAAAAAGUCGCGUGUACCAGCACCACCAGCACCAGCAGCAGCACGCCGGCUUCCCGUCUUAUCCUCAUCUUCAUCUUCAUCUGGCGUAGAGUCGAGCUGAAGCCCCUCUGCGCCGCCUGUUAAAAAAAAAGAAAAAAGAAACGCGACCCAUGGCUGCUCUGCGUCCCGUCCGGAGGAGACCCGCUCCGCGUCUGACGGGCUUGCUCUGCGUUUUGUUGCUCGUUUUCGUGCCUUUUGCCUCCGCGAGUCGUGAUGUUGACUCGGAGAGCAACGAGACGUGGGGACGUCCAGCCCGAUCGACGCAGGAAGACCCCGAUCACCGAACCAACUCCUCGGAUCCCCAUCCAAAGAAGUCUUUCCCCGUCCUCUCCUUCAACUACGAGCACGUCAGGAAGCCCUUCGAGAUCUCGCUGUGGAUCCUCCUGGCCCUGCUCAUGAAACUUGGUUUUCACAUCAUCCCCAGAGUGUCCAACAUCGUCCCAGAGAGCUGCCUGCUGAUCGUCGUCGGCCUGCUGCUGGGCGGCAUCAUCAAGGCCGUGAAUGAAAAGGUCAGCCUGUUCGACUCCAAGUUCUUCUUCCUCUACCUGCUGCCUCCCAUCAUCCUCGACGCCGGCUACUUCCUGCCCAUCCGGCCCUUCACGGAGAACCUGGGCACCAUCCUGGUGUUCGCGGUGGUGGGAACCCUCUGGAACACCUUCUUCAUCGGCGGGUUGAUGUACGGCGUCUGUCAGAUCGAGGCCACCCAGCUGGGCGACGUGAGCCUGCUCUCCUGCCUGCUGUUCGGCACCAUCAUCUCGGCCGUGGACCCCGUGGCCGUCCUGGCCGUGUUCGAGGAGAUCCACAUCAACGAGCUGCUGCACAUCCUCGUGUUCGGGGAGUCGCUGCUCAACGACGCCGUCACUGUGGUCCUGUAUCACCUGUUUAAGGAGUUCUCCCUCGCGGGGACGGUGACUGUAGUCGACGCCGUCCUCGGCGUGGUCUGUUUCUUCGUGGUCUCGCUGGGAGGCAUCAUGUUCGGCGUCGUCUACGGCAUCCUGGGGGCUUUCACGUCCCGCUUCACGUCGCACACCCGCGUCAUCGAGCCCCUGUUCGUCUUCCUCUACAGCUACAUGGCGUACCUCUCGGCCGAGAUCUUCCACCUGUCGGGGAUCAUGUCUUUGAUCGCAUGUGGCGUGGUUAUGCGGCCGUAUGUGGAGGCCAACAUCUCCCACAAGUCCUACACCACCAUCAAGUACUUCCUGAAGAUGUGGAGCAGCGUCAGUGAGACGCUCAUCUUCAUCUUCCUCGGUGUCUCCACGGUGGACGGUCCACACGACUGGAACUGGACCUUCGUCAUCGUCACUGUGGUCCUCUGCCUGGUGUCCAGAGUUCUGGGAGUGAUUGGUCUCACGUUCAUCAUCAAUAAGUUUCGGAUUGUGAAGCUGACCAAGAAAGACCAGUUCAUCGUGGCCUACGGUGGCCUGCGAGGGGCCAUCGCCUUCUCGCUGGGCUUCCUGCUGACCGACAGCAAGAUGAAGAGGAUGUUCCUCACCGCCAUCAUCACCGUCAUCUUUUUCACCGUAUUUGUUCAGGGAAUGACGAUCAGGCCUCUGGUGGAGCUCCUGGCCGUGAAGAAGAAGAAAGAAAGCAAAGCUUCAAUUAACGAGGAGAUUCACACUCAGUUCCUGGAUCAUCUUCUGACGGGAAUUGAAGACAUCUGUGGUCACUAUGGACAUCACCACUGGAAGGACAAGCUGAAUCGCUUCAAUAAAACCUACGUGAAGAAGCUGCUGAUCGCAGGCGAACGCUCCACCGAGCCUCAGCUCAUCUCCUUCUACAACAAGAUGGAGAUGAAACAGGCCAUGAUGCUGGUGGAGAGCGGUAGCGCCGCCAAGCUCCCGACGGUCGUGUCGUCCGUCUCCAUGCAGAACAUUCAGCCUAGAGGACCCUCCAGUCGCCGAGCGAUGCCGAGCAUCUCUAAGAGUCGGGAGCAGGAGAUCAGGAAGAUCCUCCGAGGCAACCUGCAGAAGACGAGGCAGAGGCUUCGCUCGUACAGCAGACACGACCUCAUGAUGGACCCGUUUGAGGACAACAUGAGCGAAGUUCGCUUCAGGAAGCAGCGGGUGGAGAUGGAGAGGAGGAUGAGUCACUACCUCACAGUCCCUGCGAACCGCCAGGAGACGACGCCCGUCAGAAAAGUCUGGUUUGAACCAGAGCACCAGGUUUACACCUACGAUGACAGCGAGAGCCCCCGGGGCCGAGCGGGGGAGGCACGCCCCAGCCCCCCCGAUGCCGCCGGCCACCGAAGCGCCUCGUCCCAGAGGACCAAUCAGAGGAGCGCACCGCCGUCCAAAGAGCAAGACAACCAGGAGGAGCAGCUGAAGCUUUCACGCUGCCUUAGUGACCCCGGUCCAAACAAGGAGGAGGAGGAGGAGGAGGAGGAGAAGGGGGAGGGAAAGGGGGAGGACAGCUCCUUCCUGUCAUGAUUGAGGACGUUUACUUGAAAACUGAGCUGAUCCAUGAGUGGAGCUGAAGGAAAGCUUAAUAUUCGUCAUUUAAAUUAUUAUUUUUCUUAUAUGAGUUGUUUUUUUUGUUUGUUUUUUUACAGUAUUUUGAAUUUCUUUUUUUUUUUUUUGUAAUAUUUUUUAAUCGUUGUAACAUGCAGCAUCACCAAAGCAUGUACCACAGCAGGACAUUUGCUAUUUAUAUUUGUAGCCUCCGGUGUCCACAUUAAGUGUCUUAACAUGCAGACAGAGACACAGCACUUGUUUUAACAGACUUGAAUCACCAGAGGGGUGGAGUUUGAAAAGCACAGAAUAUCAGACUGAUAAUAUUCCCCACAUGAUGAAUCCUACCUUUUUUUUUUUUUGUGAAAUAUGUCUUAAAACUUCCCAUAUUCCCAAAUAUCAAGUCUCUAGCUGGGCUUAAAAACAAGCUUCUUCUUUUCUAAUAUUGGUCAGUUCAGACGUUUAUGUUUCCUUUAGAACAAACUCUAAUGGUUGAUUGUGUUUGAGAGAUAUUAUCUGGUAAAAUAUAACCUUUCGCCAAAACUACAAACAUCUCCAUCCCACCGUUAGCAUGCUAACAUAACAUAAACAAAUGAAGAAGAGGGACAUUCGGGACAAAUAAUCAACAACAGUAAGAGAUAAUAAUAAAUUAAAUAAAGAGAUAAAAUGAAAACAUAUACAUUAUUCCUCUUUAAACCAUGUAUAGCGUGUAUAAUGUAACUAUUAUUUUCACUUUUCAUAUAGUUCCUACACCUUAAAGAUUUGAUGUUUUCUUUAAAAUUCACAUGUAAAUCAUAUGAAGCAGGGUGUUAACUCUGAUUACUCUACUUUUACUUCAAUUUCCAAACUAAAUCAAGUUAAUAACAGAUUCAGUUUGGUCAUUGUCUUGAAAAAAAAGUGUAUUUUUAUAUUCAAAUUUAAUACAUUUAGUUUUGCACAAUAUAUAUGCUUUCAAAACCUCACAGUAGUAAAACAAAUGUGUGGAAUUUCUCAGAUGUGAAAGUAAAUAAAUAAAUUGCUCAGUUCCCUUUGGCACAAACUUUAAUCACGUAUGUGUCUGAGCACAUUAUCAAGUCAAAGCAUCGGUCUGUAUGUUUAGAGGUUGUUAUUAGCAUGUAGCUAACGCGCCAAACUAAGACGAUACACACGGUAAACAUUAGCAUGUUAGCAUUUAGCUAUAAGCACAGUGUCACAGAGCCACUAUUGUGUCUGGAGAAUUAAGUUUAAAUGUCAAAAAAAAAAGUUUAAAAGUCAAAUAAUCUGGUCAAAACCUUGUAAAGAAGUUAUUUUUAAAAAUGUUUUUAUGUUUUAAAAAAAAAAGUAAUAAGUAAUGAAACUUGACGAGCAGUGGUUGGACUCAAAUCUGGUGAUUCAAAGAUGUUGAACUAGAUAUUUUAAAAAAAUAUAUAUAUAUACAUAAUAAUAUUGCAAAGCAAAUAUUGUCUGACCUCGUCCUGUGAACAAGCUUCUUCCCAAACACCGCUGCAUGACUGACCAGUGUUUUCUCAGGGACUGCACGGAGCCCCGCGAGGCGCCUGCUGUUGAUAGAAAAUAUGCGUUUGUGUCCAAAUUUGUGUCGUCGCAGUUUAUAACGUGUCUGAUUUUGUAGCCAAAGUGAGAUUCACGUGUUGAAUUUGUCGCGUCAAAAACAAAACGUUAAAGAGACUGAACUGCCUUUCCAUGUCUGCACGUCACAGCACUGCCUGAUCCCACGCUGCCUGCACGUUUGCCUUAAAAAAAAAGGUUUUCUGCUUUUUUUUCUGUGUUUACCUGUUGUGAUAUUUUUAUAUUUUGCAAAAGUUAAAUAAAAAUAAUAAUAAUAAAAAAAACA